Molecule: messenger RNA, 3983 nt
Organism: Oncorhynchus tshawytscha (Chinook salmon)
Lineage: Eukaryota; Metazoa; Chordata; Actinopteri; Salmoniformes; Salmonidae
Product: protein TMEPAI
Exons: 4
Coding region: 912-1784 (290 amino acids)
Biological process (GO): negative regulation of transforming growth factor beta receptor signaling pathway
Cellular component (GO): Golgi membrane; early endosome membrane
Molecular function (GO): R-SMAD binding
Source: RefSeq, a predicted model, not a curated record
GUAUGUGUGGGGUACAGAGAUGAGGUAGUCAUUCAAAAAUGUUAAACACUAUUAUUGCACACAGUGAGUCCAUGCAACGUAUUAUGUGACUUGUUAAGCAAAUUUUCAGGCUUGCCAUAAAGGUGCUGAAUACUUAUUGACUCAAGACAUUUCAGCGUUUCGUAUUUUAUUUAAUUGUAAAAACACAAUUCCACUUUGGCCUUAUGGGGUAUUGUGUGUAGGUCAGUGACACAACAUUUCAAUUGAAUCCAUUUUAAAUUCAGGCUGUAACACAACAAAAUGUGGACAAACUUUAUGAAUGCACUGUAUUUGUGUUUCUUUUCCAUAACUGUUGACUUUAAUAACUUGAGGAAUUCUAGUAACAUACUUUUGUAUUAUCCGCAGGUUUGUGUAUUUAAGGUUGUAAAUAAAUGUGUUAUGAAGAAGUGUAAUUUACAGUAAAUUAUUAAAUAUAUAGGAAUGUGCUUUGCAGUGGUAAUUCUGGUAAUUUCCUUUCUCUCAUAUUUCAAGUAAAAUUAACUCAAUCAAAAAAAACAGGUUAGACUCAAUGGCUUGGGCCACAUUGGAGCCCUCCUUUUUUCACCCUCCUCAUCCCUCUUUCUUUCAGUCUUUCUCAUAUCAUUAUCCCCUCCAUCUUUGACCCAUCUGUCUUUCUGUGGUCUGUCCUACCACUCACCCUAACCCGCUCUCUCCCUCUGGAAAACGAGGUCUGUUUGUUCUCUUUCCUUGCCUCCUCCCUCUACUUGCCCCCCAUAUUUGUGAGCGAGAGGGAGGGGGGUUGCAGGAAGUCAGCUGUUGUGUCUGUCGAGGAAUGUGUGUGAGAAAAAGUGGGGACAAGGCUGCAGCCCUUUGUGAGUCGCAGUGUGUGUGUCGUCUCGCUCACCAAAGUUCAGGUAUUAGUAGGUAACACGAUGCAGCCGGUUUCAGGAGGUCCCCACCACCACUAUAACUGUGUUCAAACUCCAUGUAGCGCCCAGUUGGAGUUUGUGCAGAUCCUGGUGAUCGUUGUGGUGAUGAUGGUGAUGGUGGUAGUGAUCACCUGCCUGCUCAACCACUACCGCCUGUCAGAACGCUCCUUCAUCUCCAGGGACAGCCAGGCCCGCAGACGCCACCUACCACUGGCCUCUGAUGGGAGUCUGUGGUCCUCAGAUGGCCCAGGGCCCGCCAGUGGAAUGAGCGAGCAGCAGGUGUACACCACGCGUCCCCCGGACCGCGUCCCCUCCUAUCUGCAGAGGGAGCGUCUGGCCCGCUUCCAGCCCACGUACCCCUACCUGCCCCACCCCAUCAUUGACCUGCCACCCACCAUCUCGCUGUCGGACGGCGAAGAGCCUCCGCCCUACCAGGGCCCCUGCACUCUGCAGCUCCGCGACCCCGAGCAGCAGAUGGAGCUUAACAGGGAGUCGGUGCGUGCGCCCCCCAACCGCACAGUCUAUGACAGCCACCUCCUCGACACCUCCCUGUGCCCACCGCCCAGCCUCAACUCCGGGGUCAGCACUACCACGGUAGCCACGGCUGCCCAGGCCUACUCCAGCCGAGUGGAAGGGGCACCACCAACUUAUAGCGAGGUGAUAGGGCACUACUACCACCCCUCUUCACUACCCAGGCACCACCACCAGACUUCCAGUGGUGGCAGGGGCGCAGGGCGUGGAGUCAGGUUAGGAGGCCCGGGUCCCUCGUCGCCGUCCUUGCUACUCCACGGGAUUCUCAAGCAGGCCCACCUGAGCAGCAUGGAGAGCAGGAAUGUGCGCAACAAAAAGGAGAAGCAGACUCCUGAACAGGUGUGACGACAGUGUUGGUCUUGGGCAUUGUUUUCCGAGGCUCCUUUCUCCUUCUCCGCGCACUUUAGCUGAACUGUUGGUGGCAAGCAGGGUUGGAGAGGGUGACAUGCAGUGGCGGGGGGAGGGACAGGCGCACAAAGAAAAAGGACUGCACUCCCCUCUUAACUUUACCCCCGGUCACCGUCUUACUGAAACCCGCCACCCCUAAACUUACUUUGUAUAAAUAUUUACUUGUUUUUUUUCCUUGCUUACAGCUUUUUUUCUGUACUGGCAAAUGCAAAAACAACAAAACAAAAUUCUCUCCAAGUAUUUAGGUUUAUUUUGUUUUGUCUGCAUAAUUUCUAGUUACUUAUCUCCUCAUAGUUUAUCCUUAGUUCCUCCGGAAGUCUUUCAGAAUGACCAGGUCUUCCUUUUUUAGAGAUGCAGAUGGUUAUUUUAGUGAGCCUCCCCCGAACCCCUUUCUGGCUUUGAAUACUGUCCGUGUACCUGGCUUGUACAGGGAGGGCAUUGAUAGCACUCUUGUAACAGGUUGACAGUUUCAGGCUCUCACGGGAUCCAAGAUUGAGAUUCAUACGUUAGCCCGAGUUAGCCUCUCAGCUCAUGACCCAGUUAGCCUCACUGCCAGACAGAUCCCCAUCACUCCCCGUCAAUCCGCAUCAGAGGGUGCGGUGGUCAACGUUGGCAUCUAUGGAAACACAUGAUUGACAGCUGACUGGGUUUGUGAUGUCAGGCCAUGUGUGUCAACAUGAGUACUGGAGUAGAGUCCUGAGUCUGGGUCAAUUGAGUUCAGCACUGUGCCCACUGAAGUCAUAUAUAUAUCCACCGUGCUGUACUAUCUAGACCCAUCUGAGGUUAGUACUGUACUUUAGUUCUUUGUCUAUUCGUGUUUAGUACUGUCUGUGGGUCUUUGGCCAGACAGGAGUUCCUGUGUGUGAAUACUCUUCUUGUUUUUUUUAUUAUGAUCUUUUUUAAAGAGAUGUUUGCACAAGAUUCAAGACUGUUUAUCUGGAGAAAAAGAAAAUCAAUCUGCAAUAUGUAUCAUAAGAGAGGAGAGCAGCGGUAUUUUUGUAAACAAAUGGAUUCUAAAGAUUAAAAAACGUUUUUUUUUAAUGUUUUGCCUGCUCUAGAAGAAAAGGUAAAAACGGUAAUCUGUUGGUGUGCCAACUCAAACGUGUUUAACUUUGUGCUAUCUAUACAUAUACAAAUUAUUGGCACCCUGAUAAAGAUAAGCAAAUAAGUAAAAACAAACAACAUUUUAUCUGUUAUAUCAUUCUACUUUUUAAAAAUUAAUCUCAGUUUAUGGAACUUUGUUAUGGCCUUCCAUGAAUUCCUGUUUCACUGGGGUAUAAAAAUGAGGUAACACGCAUGUAAAAUCCCUUUGUCAUCCAUCAGCAUGGGGAAAGGCAAAGAACUCACAAAUGAAAAGAGACAAAUGGUUGUUGGCCUGCAUAAAUCAGGCAAUGGGUACAAAAAACAAAUAUACCACUUACCACUAUUAGGGAAACAAUUAAGGAGUUUAAAACCACUGGAGCAAUGGUAAACUUGCCUGGUAUUGGAUGCAUGUGUAUCUUGUCCCCAUGCACAGUGAGGAAGAUUGUUUAGGAGGCAAUGAACAAUCUAAAGGCCAAAAUUGGAGAAUUACAAAACUUAGUCGUAUCUACAAUUAAAUGCCACUUCCAUGCCAAAAUGUCUUUGGAAGGGUUGCUAGAAAAAAGCCUUUAUUGCAAGCAACCCACAAAUGUAAACGCCUGGAAUUUUCUAAAUGGCAUUGUCACAGAAUCGUACCUGUGCUAUGGUCAGAUGACAUGAAAAUAGAACUCUUUGGCCAAGCACACCAGUGGUGGUUUGGCAUUGAGAGAAGGAUGCAUAUACAGAAAAUAACCUCAUUCCUACUGUAAUAUAUGGUGGUGGGCCUUUGAUGUUAACUUGGCCGCAAGUGGACAUUCAAGCAAGACAAUAACCCCAAGCACACAUCAAAAUCCACAGAGAAGUAGUUAAUUGACCAGAAAAUCAAAAUUUUACAAUGGAAAUAAAAGUCUCCGGACUUGAACCCUAUUGAAAACCUAUGGUUUGAAUUAGAGGGCAGUCCAUAAGCGCAGACAAGAUAUAUCAAGGAUCUGGAAAGAUUCUGUAUGGAGGAAUGGUCUAAGAUCCCUUCCAAUGAGUUCUCCAGCCUCAUAAAACAGGGUACCGGAGUAUUGAAAA